This is a messenger RNA of Lonchura striata (white-rumped munia), 2637 nucleotides long. Lineage: Eukaryota; Metazoa; Chordata; Aves; Passeriformes; Estrildidae. The record is from RefSeq and is a predicted model, not a curated record.
AUGAACUAUGUGGGGCAGCUGGCUGAGAGUGUCUUUGCCACAGUGAAGGAGCUGUACCAGGAUCUGAACCCCGCCACCCUGUCAGGCUGCAUCGAUGUGGUCGUGGUGAGGCAGCCCGACAACUCCUUCAAGUGCUCCCCAUUUCAUGUGCGCUUUGGGAAGCUGGGGGUGCUGCGCUCCAAGGAGAAGGUGGUUGACAUUGAAAUCAAUGGAAAGCCUGUGGAUCUGCACAUGAAGCUGGGAAACAAUGGAGAAGCCUUCUUUGUCGAGGAGUUAGAGGAGCAUGAGCAUCCCUUUUUUCCUCUGCACAUCCCCCAUCUGCAAGAAGCGGAGGCCUCGAGCAUUGGAGUGAUCCUGCACAAGAGGAGGCAACACAAGAGAAGGCCCAAGAAGAAAGAGGUGUUGGACUCAGAUUCUGACAGCUGUGAUGAGACCGAAAAUGAGCUGCCAGCCCCAAGUGGUGCAGCACAUUUAUCCCUUGUUGAUCUUGUUGAAGUAACUGGGUUGUUGCAGCCCCAAGAGAUAUACCCAUGCUCCGAUGGGGUGGUGCUCAAAGUGGACAGCUUCAUGUUGGGCCAUCAGUAUUCUUCCAAAAGUGAUUCUGAACUGGAGAUCAAACCACGGGAAAGUUUUUCUCUAGCAGCUGAAUCCCACAUGAAGUGGAUGUGGGGAAGGCUUCCUCAGAUGAAUAAAUUGGUGCAAGUUGAAUCAACCAAUUCCACAAAGAUCACUGCUGCUGCAGCAACCACCAUCUCUGCAACACUGGUCCCAGUGGAUGAGGCAACCCCUCUUGUUGCCACCUCUGAACAUCUGGGAGGGGAUUCAAGCCCAGCAGAAUCUCAGGGCCAUUCCUCAGCUGUGUCUGCAACUGAGCCAACACUUGCACCCCAGGCUGGGAACAGCAUCUCCAGGCUGAGGAACAUCCUCCAUGCUGUCAGGACAAAGAGAUUUUUGGGGGCCUACUCAGUCCCACAAGAGAAACAGAAGAGAGAUGUGAAUGUUGUGCCAGAGGUUCAGCCAGAUGUGGAGGCCUUUGAGGGAGCCACUGCUCCAAGGCAGGUGGGCUCAGAAAGCCCCACGUCCCAGCUGGAGAGGCAGAGAAGACAAGGAUCCAUCAAAAGAAGUCCUCACUUGGAUCCCAGUACCAUUAACCUGGAAGACUUCUCUGAGCUGGACAAGAAGCCAGUGGCUCUCUAUUUGGCCAGGAGUGACACAGAGCAGAGUUUGAGGCCUGUGACAGACCCCAACAACCCUGUGUGUAUCCAGCUGCCAUCCACCUUGCCUGCCAACAGCCCCAUGGACUCUGACUCGAUGCCCACAGUUGCCCUGUCACUGUGUGGGGGCCUCAGGGGCAACAGGCCAAUCUCUCAUGAGAAGUUCAUGGAACACAUGGUUUCCUACCAGCAGUUUGCUGAGAAUCCAAGGCUCAUCAGUGACCCAAACCUGGUGAUAAUGGUCAACAAGAAGUAUUACAACUGGGCAGUGGCUGGUCCCAUAGUCCUGGCCCUGCAGGCUUUCCAGAGGAACAUUCCUGAGAACAUCAUUGACCAAUUGGUAAAGGAGAAGAUGCCCAAGAAAGAGAGGAGGUAUUGGUUGUCCUGGAGGAGGAGAGAAUUCCCAACAGAGGGGAACACAGCUACAUGUCAGUCACUGAAGAAAAUUAACCAGAACCAGCACACCGCUCCCUGCCUGCAGCAGCAGCCAAGGCCAAGGAAAGCCAGCGUGGGGACACUGUGGUGUGACACUGCUCAGCAGAGGUGGGAGGAAAUGGAGUCACCCAGUGACAAUGAGCCCCAGCACCCUGGGGACAUAUCCACAGUGGAAACUGCCACUCACAAUCCCCUGCCAACCUUCAAGAAAUCCCUGAGGCUCUCCUCUAAGCAAAUUGGAAGGUUAAAUCUGCAGGAUGGCCCCAACGAGGUGGCAUUCAGCGUGACGACUCAGUACCAGGGUACGUGCCGCUGUGAGGCCACCAUCUACCUGUGGAACUGGAACGAAAAAGUGGUGAUCUCAGACAUCGAUGGCACCAUCACCAAAUCGGAUACUCUUGGACAUAUCUUGCCACAGCUGGGUAAAGAUUGGACUCACCGUGGGAUUGUUAAACUCUUCCACAAAAUCCACCUGAAUGGCUAUAAGUUCCUCUACUGCUCAGCCAGGGCUAUUGGCAUGGCCCACAUCACCAAAGGCUACCUCAAAUGGGUCAAUGAGCAAGGCUGUGGCCUCCCCAUGGGCCCCAUGCUGCUGUCCCCCAGUAGCCUCUGGUCUGCCUUCCACAGGGAAGUGAUUGAGAAGAAGCCAGAGGUGUUCAAGGUCACCUGCCUGACAGACAUCCAAAAAUUGUUUACUACAAAGUGUCCCUUCUACGCGGGCUUUGGGAACAGGCCCAAUGAUGUCUACACUUACAAGCAAGUGGGGCUGCCAGAGAGCCACAUAUUCACUGUAAACCCCAAGGGAGAGCUGAUCCAGGAGCUCUCAAAGAACCAAAAGUCAACGUAUGAGCAGCUGUCGGAGCUGGUGGAGGUCUUCUUCCCUCCUGUGGGACAGAGGGGGAGCACUGCUCUGGUGUCCCCACAGUACAGCCACUUUGCCUACAGGAGACCUCCAUUGCCUGAUGCUGACUUGGAUGGCUUGCCCUAA